UUGGUCACGAUAUCUAUUGAAAUUAAAUUAGAAAUUCAAUACCUAUAUUGAAUAUUCAAAGCUUGUAAUGAAUUCCAAAUAUCAACCUGAAACUAAAUGCCGAUGGAAGUCUUACCAGAUCUACCGGCUCGUCAUCUGGGGGUGGAUGAUGAACGAAAUAUCAGCUGUGUUCGGCCCCGCGGACAUGUCCCACCAUGGGUACUAUAUUCAUAUGAUGUUGUAUACAACUGCUGCAAUUUUCAUUGGAUUGCCAUUGGUAUACUCAGAAGUAUGUAUCGCCCAAUACACAAACUGUGACAGCGUCAGCAUUUGGAAUUAUUUCCCUUUAUUACGCGGCGUUGGAUAUAGCUCCAUCUUCUUAGUCCUACUGAAAACAAUGUACGUUAUGGUUCUAUCAGUUUGGUACAUAGAAUACUCUUUUUAUGCAGCUAUUGACAUACCGCCGUGGUUCACAUGUGCAGAUUUUAAUGAGACUUAUUGCAUGGUGAAGAGAGUCAACGUGUCCAUUUUUCAACAUUGCCUAGAAACACAGUUUUUGUUCGAUGAAGAUUGCGGAAUGCGAACAGCAAGCUAUUGCUUCUUCCAAAGGGAAAUAGGUGAUAAUAAUACAUUAGAGUCUACAACUUGCAUGCACCCAUGGAAGCAGAUUGUAGCAAGCAGCACAAUAAGCUUUUCUAUAUUUGUUCUUUCGCUAAAGAAGGAUAAAUUCAUACAAAUAUAUGUGAAAAUCUUGGCCAUGCUGAUUACAGCCAGUGUUUUUGUGCUUUUGAGUAUAUCAUUGUCCACCAGUGGAUCUUGGUAUUCCGCUAAAACAAUAUUGGGUUUGGAUUGGGACACUAUAUCUUUAAGUGACAGCUUGAGACCAAUUUCCUUAGGAUUUUUGUCUGUGGGAACAGGCUACGGCAUCCUCAGCCACAUCUCAAGAGACGUCCCAUUCAGGAGUCCUGCAAUGAUGUCGGUCAUCAGUUCUACAUUAUUUUCUAUAUGUUUUAGUAUUAUGAUGGGGUUAGUUAUUUUUAGUGGCAUAAAGUCGAUGUCAUAUUAUCAUGGCGAGGAGGAAAACGUAAUUGAGUUUGGAGACAGCAGUUUUUUUUCUCCACUAGCAUCUGUGUCUGAGAUUUUAAUUUAUUUUGAUGCGAUAGCAAUUUGGUCAUUUAUUUGGUAUUUUUCAAUUUUGUUGUGUUUAUACUUCAUUAUUUGGCUACAGUACUUAUAUUUAAGGUAUUUAAUAAUACAUUACGUAUCUUUUGCACAUGGACAUUUUAAACUGGUAAGCGUUCUAGUUGCAUUAUCAAUGACCAUGUUGUCUUGGCCAUUUUUAUGUUCAGAUUUAACUUCUUCUCUGAGUGAUUCUAUAGAAAUUCUACAAAUCUGCAAUAGUUUAUUAUUUUCUAUUUCAUUAUAUUGGAUAUACGGGUAUCAGAAACAUAGUGUCGAUAUAGUAUUUAUGAUCGGCAUCAGAUCGAGCUAUUUUUGGAAAAUUUGUUGGUUGCUUAAUCCCCUUUUAAUUAUUUUUAUUUUAUUUGCAAAAUUAAAUCAUUGGGCAGGUGGAGAAUACGAGGAUUCCUAUGAAUUUCCAUGUAUUGAUUUGAGAUGCGAUGAACUUGUAUUUUAUAUAAUUUUUGUGGCUCAUUUUUCUAUUAUACUAUUAGGUGCAUUAUGUGAAAUAUUAUUGUAUUUCAAAAAUGAUAAGGUUCUGAACAUAUUUUUUCCGUCUGAAGAAUGGGGUCCUAUAGAUAUAAUAUUAUAUAGAAGCAGGAAAAUGUUUGUACCUGAAAUAAUGACCACUGAAUUUUUGUACCGACAAGUAAGAAUACAUAGAUAUACGAGAAAAUGUAAUGAGAAUAAAAAAUGUGGUCAUUUAGAUGGCGAUUUAGAUAAUCAGUCGUCAAUAGAAAUAGGGCAAUGGAGCGCGUUAACAUCAAAUUAGUACUACUUAAUGAAAUAAAAGUUUAUAUAUAUAUAGACUAUGAGCUUUACAUUAAAAAUUUAUA
Messenger RNA from Plodia interpunctella (Indianmeal moth), 1994 nucleotides. Its product is annotated as sodium-dependent noradrenaline transporter-like. Gene Ontology annotation, biological process: sodium ion transmembrane transport. The coding region runs from base 68 to 1930 and encodes 620 amino acids. Gene Ontology annotation, cellular component: plasma membrane. The record is from RefSeq and is a predicted model, not a curated record. Lineage: Eukaryota; Metazoa; Arthropoda; Insecta; Lepidoptera; Pyralidae. The transcript has a single exon.